ACGACGUCGGCAGCGCUUAAUGAUAACACGAUAAAUGUUCGAAUAAAAAGUGUCUGGGUCCACGAAUGCCCAUUAGACAGCGCGUGGCCUUUCGAACGGUAACGCUGAGGUCUAAAGUGCCAUAUCUUUAACUAAUUAAUAUUAGACGUAUCAUCAAAACAGACGGGUCAAGGUCCUCUCUCUUUAGAUUAUCACAAGUCUAACUAAUUAAUGCUCACUCGGUAAAGUGAAUCUGUGAACGUAAUUUAAACAAUAACAUUUAUUUAGUUUGCCAAAAUGAAGCGAUGCAAUAAAAAUCUGAUAUCUCUAAUGUUUUUGCUCUUUGUAACAAUUGUGAUGAGUUCUAAUGUAGUUCCGAGCUAUACAACUUCUUAUCAUUAUGAAAAUGCUGCGAUUGCAAAAGAUACGGAAUCGAACGAAAUUGAAAUGAAUUCAUCUAUUUUCAUAAGCCGUCUUUUCAAAACUGCUCCAUCUGUACUAAGGUUUACUGAGAAGCAUUACAAUGAAUUCGAUAUAAGAAGUCUGUCAAGAGCUAAAUUUCCAGUAGCAAGAAGUCUGGACCAUCGUCACCUAAAUAGCCAUCACAUACAUUCUCCAGAGAGAGUACAAGACUGUGCAAAAAUGAUCCAAGAAAUUGCAGUAUAUCCAAAAGUGUCCGUCAAUGAAAAGAAUCCAGCUAAACUGUUAAUUAGUCUUCCUGAAUAUAAUUUUGCCCUACUCGCGAAACAAUGUAGAGGGCCAAGAGCUUGUAUAGACGCUAUUACCCCGGAACAUAAAGUUUUUAAAUGUGAAAAUGCUUAUAUACUUCAAAUCAGAGAUACAUUUGAUCCACAAAAACAAACGAUUGAAAAACAAAAGGUGUAUAUACCUAAUGGCUGUAAAUGUGGAUUGCAUGACUUAUAAGCUGGUCUUAUAAUAUUAAGCUGAAUUUUCAAAUUCAUACAACAAAGGAAUGGUGCAUUGAAUUAAAAUAAGGUUUGAAAAAUGAUUAAAAAUUAGAAAAAAUGUCAGAAUUUUCAAAAUAUAGAAAUUAAUGUUUCUAUCAUCUUGAUUAAUAUAUAAAUAAUGGUUUCCAAUGAUUAGAUGAUUUGAAUUAUGCAUUAUGCAUAAAAAUAUUUUAAUCUGCUGGUUGCAUUACAAAAAAUUGUAUUUCAGCAAUACCUGCUUAUGCAAGAUCGAUGUAAUAUCUGGUUCAUAAAAUGAAAGUGUUAUUGAUUUGUCAUUUGUGCCAUUUAUGUAG
Messenger RNA from Phymastichus coffea, 1240 nucleotides. RefSeq lists its product as uncharacterized. The record is from RefSeq and is a predicted model, not a curated record. NCBI's taxonomy places the organism in Eukaryota, Metazoa, Arthropoda, Insecta, Hymenoptera, Eulophidae. The transcript is spliced from 5 exons. The coding region runs from base 277 to 903 and encodes 208 amino acids.